Molecule: messenger RNA, 40065 nt
Organism: Podarcis lilfordi (Lilford's wall lizard)
Lineage: Eukaryota; Metazoa; Chordata; Lepidosauria; Squamata; Lacertidae
Source: the annotation of a GenBank genome assembly
CCAGGGUAUUAGUCACAUUUUUGCCCUCAAGUGCCUCAAAAUGAUUUACAUAGUAAAACUAAAAUAAAAAAGGUAUCAAAAUCAGAUAAAACCAGCAAUAAGAUACUCAUACAACAAUAUACUGUAUUUACAAGGAACAAGUCCGAACCCCACCUCCCUUAAAGGAUGAGUGCAACAAAGGAUACAGUCAUUAUAUAACUACCUUCCCAAUUAAAAACAACAACCAUAAACCUGCAUAAAUAAAAAUGUUUCUGCUUGGUUCCUGCCAAGAGACAGUAGUGUGCUUCCACAGAUGGGAAGCCACCACUGAAAAGGCCUGUUCUUGUGUGACUAUCCUCUACACCUCCCUUGGAGAGGGAGUAAAGUCUUAACUUAAGGCAUGUAAAUCUAGUUGAAAGUCUGAGUCUGGUCUGGUCAAUGUGUGGACUGGAAACCAUAUGCCAUCUUGGGUUCCUUGAUGGAAGGAAAAAACCUCACAUGUGCCAUGCACAGUAGAUAAUGGAAAGGUCCUAGCUGAGCAGUGCCCUGCCUCUGAAGAGCACCUCUCUCUCUCUCUUUUUAAAGAAAUGAACUGCUUUCCGCUCUUAGAAAGGAAGAUAUGGUUCUUCACAUUUUUUAACAUUACAGGUUGGUGCAAAAGACAAUUUUGAUACCCUCAUGUCAAAGCCAAUAGUAGCUAGCCAAGUUAUUUUGGCACCAGGAGAACAUCCCACAAACGUUUCUCCCCUUGCAGUAAAAAUACAAUAAUAACUAAAAAGUUGCUGUCAUUUCAUGACAGGCAAAAUUGAGCUUCCUGCGGCUGCCUUGCUUGGCCUAACCGUAAGGACUCAGGACUCUUACACAAUAAGUAGCAUAGUGACUUGUUCUGGACUGAUCUCUCUCUCUCUGAAAGAGAGAAAAGCAGCAAAUUAUGCCUCAGUUGCACGUUUCACCUCUUAAAAUUAUUAUAUUCCUUAAUCGUUUGUUGGGGGAAAGGUUUCCACAGCAUAUUUAAAACAUAUAGAUUCACAUUCACGGAAAAAUAAAAAUACCCGUGCAAUUAUUAUUUUUAUUAUUUUAAAAAAACCCCCAAAACAGCCCUCACAAAACAACCCCCAUGACAGCCUUGGCCACACACUGACCCCAAGGCAACGUCCACCAAGGUAAAAGAGCUCAGGCGACGUUGCCUCAAAUAAGCACCACGGGCCUGCCACCCUAUUUCGUCAGAUCUUACUACUGUUUAUUUCAUUUUUAUUUGUAACUAAAGUGAUGUCACAGGCCUGGGCAUGUGGUAUUCCUCCCUCUCUCUUCUCCCUCCCUUAAGUGGCUUCACUGUUAGUCGCAAUGCACUCUUAGCCUUGGCCUCGGGCUCAGCCCUGCCCGUAACCGCCGGGUUCAAACUGGGAAUCCCUUCACGGGUUCUCCCAAAUAGUUUAGCGGGACAGGAACAUGAUGGGCGGCGCCAGGGAACACGCGGGUCCGGAGGGCCGGGGAAGGCGAGGCCUCGUCGUCCGGGAGAGAGGCUGCUCUCGCUUGAGGAGAUACGGAGGAGCCCCAGGAACCAGCGAGGCAGUUGUGGGCUGAGCCCCGAGGUUUUCUCUCACUCCACGCUGCUUUCUCCCCGCCUCGCUAAGCGGCCUCCUUUCCCUGCUUCACUUGGCACUUCCCGCCCUCCCCGCUUUGCUUCCUGGCAGUUUCAACCGAAAAGCCGCUCCUCUCGCUUCCCUUUCUUUCCCCGGUUUCCUUUCCUUCGUCUUUCUUGCGCAAAGGCAGUUUCUUACUCAGCUAUUCCCUCGACAGUCAUUUGGCUUCGAGCACCGCAUUUUACUUCUCAUUCUCCCGUCCCCCGUCAUCGGUAUACGCUUCUCACCCACCCCGCCCGCCUCCCUCGCUUCCCAGGAUUAUUAUUAUUUUUUAAAGCUGUUUUUCCACACAAUGUCCAAACUCAGUGGGGUUUUUUUCUUUUGUUUUUCGUAUUGUUGUUUUUAGUAGCUAGAAUCGAGGCGUUUAUUCGAGUGCUUGAAAGAUCCGCCGGGUAGAGAACGACGUCGAGUUUCGCAACUUCGUAUUCCUGGUAACUAACUCCAACGCGGCUUGAAUGCUGCUGUCGGCUGCAGUUUGCAAGCGCUGGGUUCCUGGACCCUCAAACCGAAGACGUAAAUUCUCUUUAAGGACUUUUGGACAGGUGAGACUUUAAAGGGCUUUAUUCUGGGCCACCUGUUCAUGUUGUUCAUCUUUAAAUGUCUCUCAGCUCCAUGUGCAAUGCUUUUAAAGUACAUUUGAAGUGCAUACUACUCCUCUUAGAAUUUAGGGCAUUGUAGUUUACCCCAGUUCCCUGCAACCCUUAACAAAACAAAAGUUGCCAUAUAUGAGAAAGAGAAAGAGAAAUGCGAUUUGAAUGUGCUUCAAAGGUAUAGUGUGUGGACAGUCUGUUCUGCACUGAAAUUUGACUUCUAGCAGGAGUAAGCAGAUAGUAAGUCAAGUUCUACUGGUAGUUCUGUAGAAGUUUGCAGUAGCUGAAGCAUUUCUGACUCCUGAUUUUUUUAACCACGACAGCAGCUAAAGGACACCUUCCACCACCACAAUCCAUAGUAAUGUAGGCAAGUCCGAAAGGGCGAAAAAAAGAGGGAGAGAGAGACACUUUGGGGGAGAAGGAGAAAGAAAGUGAAAGGGGUGAAGUGGGGUGGGGAAGAGAGAGAGUUGCUUCUCAUCAAUAUCAGCUCUUCAGUACAGGCGCUGGUGCGGAAACCGAGGCUGGGGAGGGGCUGGUUGGCUAAGCAGCGAGGAAGGGGAGGCGCGAUUCUUGGAAGAAACAGGGUGAAGGCAAAGUUUCCCACUUGCUUAUGUCUCCCUGUGGAAUCUGGAGCCCCCAUUCCUUAGUUUCAUGGUCCCUCUGCCCCUCCCGAGCCCUGGACAAAACAUGUAUCUCGCCAACGCAUGGAUGCAUCACAAGGGCAUGUUUCUAUCUCCCAGGAUUCUGCAACCAGAGACGGCCCUGAUGUUCGGUGCCGUGUUUUGUUACCAGAUUCGGGGUAUCCUUUAUUAUUAAAAGAGAUCAUUGCAUAAUUAUCAGGAAGCCUAAGCUUUGGCGGAGUCAGUGGCACACACACAUUGCCGUUUUGCCUUGCCUGCCGUUUUUGCCUUGCCUUUUCUACCCGCGCUCCCCUGUUACUUUGGCUGUACUUCAUAGGCUCAGCUUUGCUCAGCUCUGUCAGUAGAUAUUUUUUUCUAUUAGACGCAAGGAUUUCACAUUUUGAGAAAAGUGAGGAGAAGGAACAGGGAGAAUACAGGAGAAGCAGCAGGAGAGGCUGCAAUCUAACACCUGCUUACUUGGGAGCAAGUCCAGUUGAGCACAGUGGGGCUUACUUCUGAGUCGACAUGCUUGACAUUUCACUGUCAGUUUAUUAACAUUACACUAGAAAAAGAAGCUGUCAAUUAAUAGAGUACUUUCCAACCUUUUAAGUACAGCAUCUUAAACAAUUUAAGAUCAAUGGCGCAUAGACAGGUUUGGGGAAACGUAAGACCUGCCUAUAGGGCAAAAUCCUAGGGGAAACAUAACAAAAUAAAGAUUCUAAGUUAAUCACGUUCACACAAUUAAUGUCAUGUCUAGCUUGACCCAAUUUUUGUUUCUUUUUUAUCAUUGAUACCCUGCAUUCUUUCUCAAAAGGUUUACUCAAGGUGGCUUCCAUCCUUCAACAAAUGCCAAGCAUCCCUACUGAAACGUGAUAUAUGUAUAGCUCAGGUAGAACACGAUUUCCGGUCCCUUUAAAACAAAGCCUUCAACAGGUAGGAUCUGUCUAUAAUAGUAGUGCCUAGACCCACUGUGGGAGAGAGAGUUGUAGCUCCUACCCCUAGAAUUAUAGUAUUGUAGAGUUGGAAGGGACCUUGUUGAGGAUCAUCUAGUCCAACCCUCUGCAAUGCAGGAAUAUGCAGCUGUCCCAUCCUUUUUUACAUUUGCUGUCAGCCCUCAUUUGUCCUCCUCCUGCUUUGUAAAUUUACAUAUAUAUCUCCCUUCCUCCCCCCAAUCUCUCACACAGGUUGCCUCGGAUGCUAGUCCUGCUCAAGAGUAGACUCACUGAAAUGAAUUAAAAAUCCAAACAUUAAUUUCAAAGUAGGAUUUAGCUGGAUGUAGCCUGUUAUUAUGACCAAAGUAUCUUGCCCAAAAAGAUAUGCACAAACCAGUUUAUCUGAGUGCAUUCUUCUCAAGGUGGGGGAACUCAUUUAUUUAUAAUUGCUUAAUCAUAUGGGACUAAACUGCAUUAUGUUGUAAGGACCUUUUAUUAAAUCUUAGAAUUGUAAAGUUGGAAGGAACCCAAGGGUCAUCUAGUCCAACCCACAGUGCCUAUUUUAAACCAUAAUGUUAUCUGCAAAGUGGAACUAUGUGGGCUUGUAGUUUGAGAGUCGGAAAGAAGUAUGUCGCACUAUGUGGCAUUCUUUUUCAAGAACUACAAGUUUCAUAGUAGAUCCUUCUAACGUCAUCUAACAUAGGCAGGAGGGGCCAAUGGGAUGUGGCAGCUAAAUAGCAACAGGUGAGGGGACAACCAUUAUAACUGCUAAGAUCCUAGGGACUGUGGGAGCCAGUGCUGCUGAUAAGAUUUAUAGACCUCAGAACAUAUGGGCGUAAAUAAGUUAGAUCUAUUUUCAGGAGUGUGUAGAAGAAUAAGCACAUACUCUUGGGGACAGGAGAGCAUCUGAUGAGCACUUGUCAGUUUUUUAUAAUUGCUAUAUGUACGUGCAGUACUCUUGAAAAACUACCCAUGAGCACUGUGGGCAGGGGGAGCCCAAAAUGCUACAUAACUCCAAUGGAGGCAGUACUGCUUUGUGGUUUGCAGGUUUUUCUAAAUUGUUUGACCUCAAAAAAUAGGAAGCCCAUUUCAAAAGCUUUGUGCUAUUGCAAUAACAUUGUCAAAGGCAAAGAGUCAAAAGUUCGGAUCUGGAACCUAUUUUCAGAAUUCAACUCUGAAAUGUGUGAAGUAAUAGUAGAAUGAUGAUUUCUGGUUCCUUUGGAAAUUUAGCUGAGGGAAGAUAUGUAAAACAAUUUUAUUUUCAUUAUUAACUGUAAUGGUAUGCUCACCAGAUAGAAAUAUAUACUAUAUAAUACAGCAGCAUUACUGACUUUGUUGGAGAAAAAAAAUCUUAAUUUUGUUACAGUGUUUCCUGCCUACGCACAAUGAUUCUAAAUAAAAUUUUAUAUACUAUGCUUGGGAUCUUAACCAUGCAUUGCAACUUCUGUUUAGUGGGUAAGUUGAACAUUUUCUGUACUUAUUCUUGGAGUGCAAACUAGCUUAGAAGAAAAUUUCAAUUAAGCAUUUAGUUAGGAUGGGCAGUAAGGAAAUCUGCUGCUUUCUUGAAUGAAGGUGGGUGAUCCAUAUACAGUCAAACCUUGGUUGUCGAACGUAAUCUGUUCCGGAAGCCUGAUAGGCUUCCAAAAUAUUCGACAACCAAGGUGCGGCUUCCGAUUGGUUGCAGGAACUUCUUGCACUCAGCAGAAGCUGCAUUGGACACCCAGCUUCCGAAAACUGGAGCAUUUACUUCCAGGUUUUCAGCGUUCAGGAACCGAAAUGUUCUGAAACGGAGGCGUUCAGGAGCCGAGGUUUGACUGUAUAAACAGUUUAAAGCUUCUAAAUUAACUGGACUAAAUCCCAAAUAAGGUGGUGAUGGUCAAUUGCUAAUACCACCGUGGGGGAGGAAAACCCACUUAUCAUGUGUGCUACAGUCCCAAACCACAUCUGCUAUUCAAAAAGCAAACACACACUGAUAUUACUUGUUUAUGCUGUGUCUAGUUUGGCCCUGAAUAACACAAAGAAGUAUGGCAAAUGUGUGAAGUCUAAACUGGCUCCUAAGUCUUUGUAUGAUGGCGAAAAGUCUAAUAUGCCCUAUUAUGAAAAACUAUAUAGGGAGUUAAAGCAUGUGUAUCCCAAGCAUGAGGGGUAGUAUUGAAUAGUUGAGUCUCUUAAAGGGACAAGGUAUAGUGAAUAGUGCCUUCUUUGUUUAUUUUUCAUCAGUACUGUGUUGUUUUGUGUUUUGCUUUAGUAUAACUGAUCUAAGUGAUUUUUCUUUAAAAAUAGAUGGAGAUGCUGUGGCUCACAUCUUUCCUUCAUCCCCUUUAAUUGAAAGUGGUUCUACCUUGAAAGUUUUUUGUAGACUGGGCAAAAAACUUUUUCCUUAUAAAAAUGCAAGUCAUAUCAUCUGGACACUGAAUGAUGUUGUGAUUUCAGAAGAAAACUACCAAAUUAUCAAUGACUCUGUCUCUGGAGUAGUUAUUCAUAAUUUCACUUAUGGAAGAGCUCACGUUAAAUGCUUUGUUGAUUCUCCGGUUAAAAAGCAACACCUGGCUCACUCUGAAGUUAGAUCAGGGUGUAAGUAAGCUUAAAAGUCUUGAACUGAAAAUGGGUGAUUUAAGCACUUUAACAAUACUUAAAAACCUUUGAGAAUAUUUACGUAGAAUGGGAUCCUGGUGGGUGUAAUGUUUUAAAAGAUGUAAAUUGUAAGAUUUUACUGAUGCCAAGUAGUUUAAAGUCUUUUUACCAAACGAAACUGGUCAUUCAAAUGCCUGAGAAAUGUAUUGUUUUGCCUUUCUUGGUUGCAGUUCCUCCACGGCCGCCUGAAAUUAUUUUCUGCAUCUUUUAUUACAAAAGUGGCUCAACUCUUACUUGCACAUGGACAUAUGAGAGGAACCCUGAAACAGUCUAUACUCUCACUAAACAGUAAGUGCUAAGUGGUUGGCUGCUAAUGUUAUGCAAAGAGUGUAGCAUGUGAGUUAGAUAAUUGCAUUUCCUCCCUUUAAUCAAAUGUUUAGUUCAACUGCUUUUGGAUUACCCCAGUAAUCUUAAAUAGCUAUUCAUCACAAACAGGGCAGCCAACGAGAUGCAAACACAGUGGCAAACUCAGAGGCCAACUCUUGGGCAGUGCUGCUCCAUGCCCUCAACCAUAACCUCCAAGGUUCAUUCAGCUGGUCAUCUUUCAAUGAUACAUGGAGUUGCCAAGAUUUUUGGGGUCCAUGGGCACACCUGGAAUUCUGAAAACAUGUUGUGGCCAUGAAGUGGUUGCCGUGAGUGUGGUGUGGCAUAGUACAAAUGGCUGCCAUUUUUUUAAUCUUCAAAGCCGCUGUGUGUGGUUACCAAUACAUACAAAGAUCUUUAAAAAUAAAAAUAAAAAUACCCAUGUAAAUACACAUUUUCAUCCUUUUAAUUUCUGUGGGAGGGAAAAACACAUGGUUUAAAUUUCUUCUGUUGAAAUCUGUGGCACUUGAAUGUUCUCAACUUUUGGUUGUCAUUAAAAGCAUAAUUCACCUUUUACUGUUCUUUUCUAAAUUGUGCUCAACAUAUUUCAGUCCUGGAUUUGAUUCUAAUUGUGAGCUUCUUAACCACUUCUUCCACCAAAAAUAUUUACUAAUUUUCUUCUUCUUCCCACCGCCUGAAUUUUUCACAAACAGGAUGUUAGAACCAAAUGAGGAAGAAAACUGCUCAAUGAAAAGGGCUUCAACAUUAGUAGGCGAUGAGAUACAAAGCUGCUCAACCCAAAAUGAUUCAUGUACAAUAUUCAAUCAACCAAUUUCUGCUCGGGAAUAUCGUGUCCGGGUGACGGCAAGAAAUAGCUUGGGGGAAGCAACCUCAGAGCCUGUUUGCAUAAUUUCUACAAAAAUUUGUAAGUUUAUAAGUUUAUAAACAAUUUAAAAUAUGAGAAAAAUAGGCUGUGUUUGAGCAACCAGUUCUUAUGCAAUACAUUUUUUGCUACUGCAGAGAUAAAAGAAUUCCAGUGGCGUGCAGUGAACAUUUUCGUAGGAUAACAUUUAGGGCCAGAGGCGCCAGCUUGAGUGAUUGGGGCGGGGCAACGUCAUGCGCAUGAACAUUGUGCCUCCCUCUCUAAGCUGGGAAGAAGCUUUCUGGGCUUUGGGAAGGAGUUGCCAGGCCUCUGACAGGAUGCUGGAGCCCUGCUGCCUCCUUACCAAAGACGAGAGGGCUUAGGGAAGAUGGGAGAAGGGCUCUUGGCCCCAUUGCAGUAUUGCACCUCCCUCCCUAAGCAGAGCAGACGCUUCCUAGGCUUUGAGAAGGAGGCAGCAGGCUUUAAUACUUUAAUACUCUUAAGUUACCAGGAACAUUUAGGGUACCAGCCCAGUCUCUCUAGUACACCAACAGCACCCUGCUGAAGAAUUCUAUUUUGCAUAAAUCUACAUUCCUAUGUGGAUUUUUUUCACUGAAAACAGUGCCUGCCUAAAUAAAACUAAAGGGCAAGCUGCUUGUAUAUCUUGGAGAGGGAAGUUCCAUAAUAACAGUUGCACCUUUAAGAAGGUCCUGUCCCUCAUACCUGCCAGCUCUUGCUAUCACCAUCUGAAACACCGUGUAGCGUAAUGGUUCAUGUGUUGGACUCGGACCUGGGAGAGCAAUAUUUGGAUCCCCACUCAGCCAUGAAGCUCACUGAGUGACCUGGGGCCGGUCACCAUCUCUUAAUCUAACCUACCUCAAAGGGUUGUUGUGAGGAUGAAAUGGGGAGGAGGGGAACCAUGUACACUACCUGAGAUCCUUGGAAGAUAAAGGUGGUUUAUAAAUUGAAAUACAAUGGACCCUCGGGUUAUGUACCUCUCUGGAUACAUAAUCUUCGGUUUGCGAAAGCAGCAAACCCAGAAGUAUUUUUCCAGGUUUUGCCACAUGCGCAGAAGCGCUCUAUCGCACUGCAUGUGCAUACAGAAGCUGUGCCUCUGGCUACAGAAUUUUUGCAGUUUUGCAUGGACCCCUGGAAUGAAUUAAAUCCAUAUGCAGAGGCUCCACUGUAACAACAAUAAUCUGCUUCUAUCUCCAACCCAGUUGGGUUUAAUUCCAAGUGUGACAGUGGUGUUGCAUCACAUUGAUCUGGUUCAUCAGCCUCCCCCCCCACCGAACAGAAGUAUUUUAAUUAUCUUUUUAUAGCUGUGUUUAGAAAUGAAAUAUAAAUUCUGCGAUGGGAUUCAAGCGUGCAGCCUACCCCACUCUCCAUUCCAACAGAAUCUCUCUUGCUGCUGCCGGUAGGAUUGGUUGUAAAAUUGUUAGCAUUGAAAGCAUGAGAGCUUUCUUUCUCAAUUCCAGUGAAGCCUGAUCCUCCUCAGAUAACUGAAAUAGAAACAGUUCCAGGGAUGAAGCAAACACUAAGAGUUCAUUGGAAAAAACCUCGGUAUAUGCCUCGAAGUGCUGAGAACAAUACGAGGUGCCAAAUUCGAUAUAAAUCCAUAAAGGAAAAUGGCAUGGUAAGUUGAAUUGUAAGUGAGUAGCAAUUUUUCCAGCUCAUAUAACUACAGGCAUGUAGUCCAUGUUGGCCUCAUCUUCUCAGUCUGCUCCUCCUAGCAUUAUUUUAUGCUCUUUCAUCACGUCUUUUCUUACUUGCCUUUUCUCUAAACUAUAAAGUGCCAAAUGCUUUAACUUUUCCUCAAAGGAGAGUUUCCCCAUCUGCUUAAUCAGUUUGGUUGCCCUUUUCUGAACUUUUCCCUACACACACACACACACACACACACACACGUGUGCUGUCUUUUGGUAAGCAGUUAUUUUAGCCAAGAAUGCAUGCCAGUUUUUGGCAAGUAGAAUUUACCAUCUGAGCCACACUUGGGGUGUGGGGUGAGGAAUGUAAGAAUAUGGAUGCAAGUGAUAACAAGAGAGACCAUGGCUUUUAUAUUUUAUCUCCUAUGAUAUUUGCUGUGUUCUUUGAAGGAAAACUGUUUUUCUACCCAAUUUCCAGAAAGAUUACUUCAUGGAAGAAGACAGUGCAACAAUUGAUCUCACUAAUCUGUGGGAUUGUACAAACUAUACUGUUGACAUUCGGUGUGCUCAUAAUGACUCAAAGUUUUGGAGUGAGUGGAGUGCAGAAAAAAUGGGAGCAACAGAAGAACAAGGUAAGCAAAAAUGCUGAUACAGUUUGAUGCUGUUGCUAAGUUUUAUAUUUACAGAACUUAAAAAAAAUCAGUUUAUGUUAAUUCAGUUUAUUAUUAUUAUUGUUAUUGUUAUUAUUAUAUAUCCAAGACUAAUUCCAUCUCUAGGGAAUCCACAGUGAAUGUUUAUACUGUACUGUAUAUGUUAAAUAGGAUAGGCAGUGAAGGGGUAUCUGUCAGGCAGGGCUAUCUCACGCUGUUAUAUUGGUUAUAUCAUUCAUUGUUGUUGUUGGUAUUCUGUUGGGAGCUGCCCAGGGUGGCUGGGGGAACCCAGUCAGAUAGGCGGGGUAUAAAUAAUAAUAAUAAUAAUAAUAAUAAUAAUAAUAAUUCAGUAUUAGUAUUGGAUAUUGCUGCUGUUUCCAGUCAUUUACUCUUGAAUAUGGUUAGAGCUGUGCUUCCCAACAUGGGGGACAUGCCCCACGGGGGGCAAUUUCAUUUUUAAGGGGGGCAAAUGAAUGGCCUUUUAGGUUUCCUCCACAUGAAUAGGAGUUCACUUUUUGAAUAAUAAGAACCAUAUGUCACGGGGCGGGAGGGACCAGGAUUUUAGAGAUGCUUAGGUGGGGCAUGGCCAAAAAAACACGUUUGGGAACCACUGGUCUAGAGGGAAAGUGUAUGUGUUUAGUGUUGCCAGCUUGUCAUGGUGUUCCAGCACCCAGUUGCUAGGGGAGUUGUUCAUAGACAGCCUCCCCAGUUUUGGAGAACAACAAAGAACUAGUUGUUAUGUGUUCUAUUCUUGUGCUAUUCUUGAAUAUCCACUUGCUGCAGGAUAUGAAUAUGAUACUAACUAGCUUUUUAGCAGCAUAGAAGUGGCUCUCUUGGUGGGCUAUAGGAGUAGUCUGUUCAUGCCUUUUAUUUCUAUAUUUUUAAUUAUGAUGUAUUAAUUUUGAUAGCUCCCUUGAAAGUAGACUUGUGGCGAGUACUUGAAUCGCAUCAGCCAGCUGGAAGAAGAACUGUGCACCUUUUGUGGAAGGUAAAAAAAAUUGACACUUUGAGAUUCUGGGGGUUUUUUGGUUUAGUAUUUGAAUGGUGAAUGUGCUGUCAGGUUUGACUGACAUUAUUUCUGAUACAACUCAGUAGCCUAUAUACUAUGUUAAUUGGUAUUUUUCAUGUUUGAGAUGAGUCACUACGUACUUUUUAUCACUCUAACUCGUAUGCAUAUACAUGCCAUUACACUGGCAAACACCUCUGUCAUUUUGAUUACUCUGAUUUCUGAAUAGACUUUCCCAGUGAUGCUUUGUUUUUUGCAGUAAAGAUCUCUCUGAGAAAAAAACUGUUUUGCUGAAUUCUGUGAAGGAAUUAUUUGUUUUCAUGAAUAAAGGUGGAUUAUCUAAGGUGGUGUCCAUAUUAGUUUACCAGGAUACUAUUCAGGAGAGACUGGCAUAGGAAAUGUAUGUGUGUGUAUGCACUUUUUUAAAUCAGGUGUUGGAAAAAUAUGGUCCAUGCUUUGGUUCAUGAGAUUCUUCAGUGUAGCUUGCAAUAUCAUACAGAAGUCUUAAGAAUCCUGGCUGGUGGUGUUGGGUUUUUUUAAAUGGUUGCAUAAAUGUUUGGGAGAAAAAUUGCCAAAAGCAGAAGCAAGUGGCAGGAUGGUGGUGAGGACUCAAAAUCAAUUGGUCUUAUACACCCUGCAACUUCCUACAGUAGUUUAUGGGAGUGCACACAUGUUGUAGUGGUGUUGCAACUCUGCAGAGAUUGUGUGAAGCCCCAGAUUGUACAAAGCAGUACAUCUGUGUGAGGCCAUUGCGCUGCUCCAAGUGUCCCCAGCUUUGGAGUUGGGAAAGGUGGCUACUGGAGGACAAGCCUGCGAUUCUACUGCUUGGAUUGUGGUGCCCUGACCAUGGAGCAUCCUCCCAAGGGCAGUUUGACUGGCACCUACAUAGCUCUCCUUUAGGCUCUGGGAAAAGAUUUUACUAUCUCGUGCCUUCCCUCCUGUUGAUGCCUUCUGUAAAGUUUCUAUUUUUCUGUGAAACACCUUUAACAAUGAAUUGGAAAGGUAAUAUACAGAUGUAUUAAAUGAAAUAAUUUGCACAAUUAGGGUGACUGCAGACAAAAAUCCACAAUAGCACACAUUGCCACUGAUGUGUGUUAAAGUCCUACACGGAAGCGCUGUUUCCUAUAAGCCAGGCAAUCGGCACUAGGUUGUAAACUUGCCUGGAGGGUACAUACAGGAAAUGUUUAUGUAUUUAUCCUGAAAAUGUCUGAGCUCCCCUUGAGAAUAAGUUUCUAGGGUGUUGCAUGAUAGAAAUAAAUAAAAUACAUUAAAAUAUAAACAGUAAAAUAAGGAAAAACCAAAAACUGGAGUGUUGGUAUGGCUCACAAAGUAGCACAGAAUUGGUGGAAAGUAUUUUUUUUUAUGCAGAGUAGUAGGUAUUGUGGCAUAUAUAGGCAUACCAUUUAUUUAUUCCCUUGAUAUUGAAAGCAACCUGCUAGUGCAUUAUUGCAAAAUUCAUGUCAAUCUGAUGAAGUAGAUAUGCAAUGAUUGGAUUGAAGAUCAUUAAGCUGAGAAACAGCAGCUUGCCCUUGCUUCCUGAGAGUAAUGGAAAUAAGAACAGUAAAUAAAUUUGUAAUGAUUUGCUGACCUAUCGCUGGUAUUAAGUGAAUCAAGACCGCAAGGUACAGUGCAAAACCACUUGCUGUAAACUUCCUGUAAGCAAAAGAUGGAAAUAAAUUUCAAGACCAGAUUUAACAGUGCAAUCCUUUACAGUACAUGUAAACUCAAGUGUGUAUGGACUGCAAACUUAUUGGAUAACCAACUUUUCAAAACUGGUUGGCAUAUUUCAGAGCUUUCUGAUUCCAUGAGAAGUAUAUGCGUAUAUGUAUAGAGGGGGAGAGAGGAUCCCAUCUCUGUCCUUUUCGGUGUAUGUGUGACUUGCAUUUUAGUUUUUAUGCAGUGUAUGUGAUCCUAUACAUGUUUGCUCAGCAGUCCCAUUGUGUUCAGCACUGCUUUCUCAGGUUAAUGCACACAAGUCUUAAGAGUCGUAUCUUCUUCAAUUGCUAUGCUGUCCUAUUUUGCUUUGUUUUUUAACAGAAACAUGAAGAAUUCCCAUCUUCUGGAAGAAUAGAUAGCUACAGAAUAAAGUAUUUUACAAAAACCAAUCCUCCUUUUGAAAAAACUGUCAACGCUAAAAAUAAUUCGAGUAAUUUCGAAUUGACAGGAGAAGCCUAUUUGAUCAGUGUUGUUGCUCAUAAUAUAGCUGGAGAUUCUCCUGAGGCUGUUUUGAAAAUUCCAUCAAUACAUGAAGAAAGCAUGAGUGAGUUUAUGUGAUCAAAAUGUGUGAUUUUUUAAAAAUGUAGUAAUAGGUCACUGUGGUUCGGGUGUUGAUAUGUGUCAUUGUGUUUGUAAAUGUGUAUCCCCUUUCAGAUCUUCUUUAAAAUACAAUUACAUGGUUGUAGCAUUUGCUUGCAAAAAGAGCAAAACAGCAAAUACUUAGUUAUGGAGCAUACAUCUAAAACAAAAAUGUCUUAAAUAGCCUCCUAAAUAUCAAGACUUAUCUGAUACUGAGUAAGCAGUAUUACUUUAGUGCAGGUAGAAUUAAGAAAUGGGACUUCUAAUCCAAGACGUCUCUUUGUACUUGAAUCCCUGUCUGCAAGGAUAUUGCAAUGCAGUCUCACUGCUUAUUCAUUGUGUAUUUAUUUUUGCAUCCUACGCUGUAUUGAUAAAAUGUAGAAUGUAGAAAGAGUAUUGCUUUUCAGAGUACCUUGUUUUCUGUAGGGGAUCAUGUUAAAAGGUUUUCUUAGGAAGGAUUGCUAUUGCUACAUACCCUUCUGCUCCCUUCUGUCUUCUGUUCUCAAAUAUUUUAUUAAUCACAAUAAUAUUCAGUUGAAUUGCUGAAGUCUGCUUAAGUCAACAUUCCUGCUAAUGUCAGCAAUCAUUCUCUUAGAUCUCCAAAGGAUUCUUAGCUUGAAUACUUCUGCUUUAAAGGAGCAUUUGUUUUUGGAAUGGGAAACUUCAGAGUUAGAAAUAAAUGAAUACAUUAUAGAAUGGUAUAAUGAACUGGAGACAGAUCCAUACAACAGAUCUUGGGAAUAUAUAACAAAUGUCACAAACUGGACAUUUCCAACAGGUAAGGGUUCUGGAGACUAUCUUUUAAACCCAAUGUAUUUAUUUCUGUAUCUUUACUCCCCAUUUUUUCUAUCUAAAGAUAAUAAUAAUAAUAAUAAUAAUAAUAAUAAUAAUAAUAAUAAUAAUUUAUUUAUACCCUGCCCAUCUGGCUGAAUUUCCCCAGCCACUCUGGGCAGCUCCCAAUCGAGUGUUAAAACAAUACAGCAUUAUGUUGAGACAGUUUCCAGUUGGGUAUUUAUUUAUGUACUUUUGCGUUUGGUUGCAUGUUAGCAAAUAUCUCUGAGUGGUAAGCACAUGGGUGCAAUGCUGUUCUUCACUGCUAAAGUCCUCUAGAAUAGUCCAUGCUGAAAUUGCUUGAGCUGUUUCAGAUUAUUGGUUUUGAAAAUGUGGACUAUUCUGAUAGGGACAGACAGAAGGGAGUGGAUUUCUGUCACAUGAAGGUCUUUAUACUACUGUGCAGCCUUAUUUCCUUGGCUGCAAGCAAUACAUAAUAUCUAUUGGAGAAAAACUCCACAAGUUGGAAACACAUUUAUUUACUUCUAGUGUUUAUAUCCCAUCUAGUGAUGGUGCUUUGUUUUAAUGUAAACUCCUCAAAACAGUCUAGUUCCAUUUCUGUAUUGGCAUAAAAAGUCUGGUUAUCAGCUGUUCCAGGAGUCGUUUUUAAGAAAGAAAAAGUCUAAAAAUAGCUAUUGCUGCAUUUAUAUUGGUUUUAUCCUACAUAAAAAUUGGGCCUUUCAGGUUUCUUAGUCUAUACUGCUUUUCAAUAUAGCAAGGAAAAUAUGUCAUAAAGGAAAGGUCCUAAGUUUGUAAAGUCCUGAUUCUGGCAUGUGGCUUUUCUGUUGCUGCUGUGUGAGUGAAUGUUAUGUUAUGUUUUAUGUUCUGUUCUGUUAUGUUAUGUUAUGUGUAAUUAAAAGUCUUGCUGCACAUCUUGAAAGAGCAGUAACAUUCUGUGCAUCUUGUUUCCCCUCCCUCCAGGAACCUUCAAUCCCUAUAUCUGUUACAACAUUUCAGUGUAUCCCUUACAUAAAGGUGAAGUAAAAGCGCCGAGUUCCACCAGAACCUACUUUCAAGAAGGAAGUACGUAUAAAUUAUUGCCUCUGUGGCAAAUAUCAGUCUCCCUUAAUCCUACCUGAAUAAGUCAGCUUUGAAUCUUUUAGUUCCUCUGCUUUGGGUUCUCCCUUCCUACGACUACCUCCAAUAGGAUUGUUCUGUUAAAUACCGUAUUUUUCGCUCUAUAACACGCACCCGGCCAUAACACGCACAUAGUUUUUAGAGGAGGAAAACAAGAAAAAAAAAUAUGCUAAACGAAACAGUGGAUGUAUGAUUUUUGUGGUUCAUGCUGUGGCCACAGACAUGUGAUCUGACGGUGAGUUUGGGGUAGCCCAAUGCAAAAAUCCUGAGGAUCCAUGUGGAUCCAUGCAUUGUAACCACGUUUUUGUACCACUGCGGCCCCAGGCAACAGUGUGUGUGUGAUUUUUUUGGUGCAGGCUGUAGCCAUGGACAUGCUAUGUGAUCUGAUGGUGAAUUUGGGGUGACCCAGUGCAAAAAUCCUGAGGAUCCAUGUGGAUCCGUGCUUUGUAACCACGUUUUUAGUGGGGAGGGAAGGAAAAGCACUCAAGGGACAAGGAACACGCGUGGGGUGGGUGGAGAAGGAUGCUGUUAAAAACGCAGAAGAGGGGUAUAAGAGGAGAAGGCGCCUCUCCUCUCCUGCUUUGCUCCUUUAAAGCAAGCAGGCUCUCUGUCUCUCUCUCCUCCCCACUCAGCGGCUCUUCUCUCGCUUUGCUGUUUCAAAGCAAGCCACGGAGGAGGGAAGCAAGGGGAACCAUGGAUCCUCUGCUCACGACUGCAGCAGAUCCCCCUGCCAUCCAUAGGCAUUCGCUCCAUAACACGCACAGACAUUUCCCCUUACUUUCUAGGAGGAAAAAAGUGAGUGUUAUGGUGCAAAAAAUACGGUAUGUAAAAUUGCAUUAGUUAUUUCAAAACUUGUUUUUCUACAUUGCUAUGCAUUUAGCAACACUGAACACCAUUCACGACAUCAUUUCUUUUAUUAAAGUUUUGUUGGCUGUAUUUUCCUACAUCAUUUAGGCCCAAUCCGAGGUCCUACUGCUGUGGUGAAAUAUUUUGAUAAAAGUGAAGCUGCCAUAAUGUGGGAGGAAAUUGAAAAAGCAGACAGACGUGGUGAUAUUAUUAACUACACUAUAUUUUACAAAGCUGAUGGUGGAAAAGAAUUGGGUACGUAUACACAUAUGAGGCAGAAAGUUAGAAGGCUGUCAUAAUACCACUUCUUAGCAGUGUUUGGCUAUAGUGCUGUUCUUUAGUCUCAGGUGGCCUCCAUAUGUUGGCAUGGAUUGCUGGUAAGGAAAGGAACAGCUGAAAAAUUUGGAAGCUUUCUGUUUGUAAUCCAACACAUUUGCCUUGGUACAACUGCCAGGGAAAAGGGCACAUGUGAUUUGGUGUGGAGGCAGAAUGCUACCUGCUGGCUCACACCCAUCCCUGGACCUUCCAAACAUGUCAUGCAGGGUUAAUGUUGUUUUGUUAGUGCUUGGAACAGGAGCCAAUCACUUAAUUCUUUUCCUGUCUUUUAAAUGGCUCUUUGUUUCCUUUGGUUUGUCUGUUCUCAAACCUGGUGCCAAACUUAGUUUUGUCAACAAGUUUGUUAUUACAUGUGGGGAAUUCAUUUUUUUUUGUUUUUCUGGCUUACUGUGACAUAGUUUGAAAAGCUUUGCUGAAGAAAGUUUGGCUACACCCACUACUGUGUGUGCUAUAUGAUUAUAAAAUGCUCAGGCUCGGGGCUGCCAGCCCUCCAGCCCCAUAUUUCCAGUGGGGGAAGAAAAAGAGUGUUCAUGAUUACUUCUCAACUCCUGAAACACAAACCUCAAGAAGCCUGAAUUGCACCACGAAGCUGUUUCUAUCUGCAUCACUCCUCUUAGGGGGCAUGAAUGCACUGCAGUAUUUUGUUGCAGAUUCCACUCUCUCUGUCUAAUAAAAUAUCAUUUUACAUUUUGUCACAUGCGUCGUGCUGUCCGUUUUGCUGAGCAGCAGCAUCUCAUAACUCUUGGUAGUAAAAAAAAAAAUCUGUUUACUUUUGUAUGGCUCUUGAAGAUCCUUCAAGCUUAAAAGAAUUUCAUAUAUACUAGACCAGAUGAACAUUUAACCCUAAAUUUGUGUCUUAUUAGGAGAAACAGUGAGUGCUGAUGUGCUAGAAUACCGCCUUAAAUUCUUGCAAGCUAACACCAAGUACACAGCUCAUGUUAUGGCAAGCACCAUGGCUGGAGGAACCAAUGGAACAGAGCUAGAUUUCAUCACCCAUAAACUUAGUAAGUUACUCAGUGCAAAUAAUUUUCUGUUCAUGGGUCGCUUUUUAAAGUGUGGUGAACUGGGCCUCAGAAAGGGUAGCCUAUUUCUCCAACACUGUUACAGCACAAAGUGAAAUCCAGGAAACCUUAAUUCUGUUGACUGAAAGGAUGUACAGUUGACAUAAACUCAUAGAAAGGGUGCACUUCCAACUUGUGAUUGUACGUGAUCUCACUUUUUUCCCAUUAUACAUGUAAGAAUGUUCUUACAGGCCACUCCUCUAGUGCUGAGGUUAUUACCUUCUUGAAAUAUACAUGCCCUGCUGAGUUGAUCCUAGCUUAGUAGUACUAAAUCAGGUCACAACUGUAUGGACAGGGCACUGUGCUGAAAGCUUUCUGGGGAGGAUAUGCAGUAUCAUGACAGGAAGCUGCUACACACAAACAGCCUCCCCCCCUGCUGUGUGACACCCAUGUAGUUGCAUUCUACAGCAGCCAUCUAUGUGGUUCAUUAUAUAUGUCAAAAGUGCAACAAUAAGAUGCACCACAAGUCCUUUGAUGGAAUUUCUUUCUUUUUCUUACUGGGGACCUCUCUACAAGACUGUAGCCCCUUCUCCCCUUUUAAGUGCUAAAAUAUAGUAUAGUUCAGUAAACAAGAGUAAGUCCCACUGAACUCAUUGGCACUUACUUUUGAGAUAACCUAAAAUUCUUGGAUGUUUAUAUUUUGAAGUCAUUUUGCCCUUCCUCUUUCCCCUGCUAGGUGAGACAGAUAUUAUUCUUCUGUUUGUCAUUGUUGGAUUUUUCAUGCUAUGCUUAACAACUGUUGGGUUAUUGUGGGCUCUGAAAAGACGCACGUGAGUAAAUGUUUGCAUAAGUCUUUUUAUAUGGGUGAAAAUGAGGCAUUGUAGUAAAUGGAAGCAUAGGUUUUUUUUAAAGUUUCUUGCUUGUUAAAUAUGUGUCUGGAAAACAAACCCCUACAAAGGAAAGGCAGAGCCACUCCCUGAGCUGAGAAAUCUUAUUACUGAAUUAUGGCAAGUUACAUAAAUUAAAAACUUAUUAUGACGGAGGAAAAGGGGCUUGAUUUUAACUUAGUUUAAAUGGUUUUUCUUGUUAAUAGGUGUCAAUAAAUACCUGUAUUAGAUGGAUAAAUUUUGUUUUGGCAGGUUGAAAAAGAUUUGCUGGCCUGAAAUCCCACAUCCGGUACUACCAAGUUUUCCCAAUGGAUUUCAGGUAAUGAAUAAUUUUUGCUGAUCCGGUGUGAUAAUUUGUUUGAAAAUAGAAGAAAAAUAAUAUCUAAUAGAUGUGUGUGGUGGCCAGGGCUGUCCCUGAUCAUUACACUGCCCUGCAACCUGACUUCCCUUGUGGGCAUGCAUGAGAGUUCGCUUUGCUCUGGUCUCCCUUUCAUGCUUGUGUUUGCUCCUGCCCUUCCCCUCCACCAAACUAUUACUUGCCUGCCCUCUCCAUUAGGCAAUAGCAGCUCCCAGUAGCAGCUGUUGCCAGCUGAUGACUUGCAAAGCCAAGCAACAGACACUUGCCCUUUUUGCUUGAAGAGUGGGAAGUAGAGCUGUGGCCAGUGGUAGAUGGAAGAGAGGGGGCUACUUCUUCCAGGAGUCUCCUCUUUGUUCCUCUUCCUGCAAUACUGAGGAUAAUGCUUAACUUACAGGGUGGUUGCAAGGAUUACUAGGAUAGUGUAUGUGAAGUGCUUUAAACAUUCAUAAAAGUGUGGUUAUCAUUUCUCUCUUUCUGACUGGUCUAUGGCUAGGGUGGCUAACCUGUGAGCCUGAUUCAGCUGGCAAAGCCACAGGUAGUCUUUUGAUCUGAUCUGGAGUUACUGCAUGAUCGUUAGAGAUCACUCUCUACAGAAGAGUGUUAUUUAAUUCCAGGCUUUUAGAGAGACCAUUCUGUGCAAAGUAAAAGGCAGAAUUUCCAGCAGGAACACCCCCACGCCACAAAUGGAGUGGGGUGGGCUCAUGCACUUGCAUUGACCAUGCUUACUUGCUGGACUGUGGCCCUCAUAAAGGGAUGGGCAAAUCAGUCAUUUUUCCAAUCUUAGAUUCAGUUCUCUACAUUUCUUUAGAGCAAUUUGCAAUUAAAAAACAACAACAUCUCAUUAAGAGUAGUCAACAUUUCAUUGUGAAUUUCCCCUAAUAAACUCAUUGUUGUAAGCAGUUCUGAAUAAUGCAUACAUUUUUGUAAGCAAUUUCCCCAAUAUAAUACAUUUUUGCAUAUUAUAUUCAACAAUGUGUGCAUUUUAAUGCACACUUUACCCUAGUAUAUGCAUUUUUUGUGUACAUUACUUGACUAGAAAACUGCAUUGCAAAAUUUGGACAAGUGUGAAUUUCUAAGAACAUCUGUGAAUCAAUUUGAGAAAUGUGAACUGGGUAGCUUCUUAUUAAAAUGUAAACAAAAUUGAAUUUUGCUUCUAGCCUUUCCUUGAGAGAGGUGAUUCUAGGGCCAAAAAAGGUUAGUCAGGCUGGACUAGGGCAUAUUAUAGUGGGGUUGAGAACUCAUGUGGAUGGAAAAUGUCACCUGGCAUCAUCCUCUCCUUAGAAUGAAGGAGGACAGAACAGACUUGUUAAUAGGACUUUUCCUUUUUGCGUCCAUGGUAUUGAUUAUAAUCAUAUUAUUAGCAAGCAGGCUGCACUCAUAUUACUUUGAGGAUCAUUCAAACAAUGUGAGAUUAUGAGUGUAACAGAUGGACAGUUGCUCAUCUGCAGGCUUACUUGUAGUUUGUUAGCAAGAUUCCAAAAGGGAAGGACUCACUGGAGGAAAUUACACUUUCAAAGUUUCUGCAAAUUUUGGAGACUUAAUCAUUUUUUUCUUUUGGUAAAGACUCAAGAGGAACUUAAUUACUUAACUUUACAUCCUCUUUCUUUCUCUUUUUCUCCUCCCAGGAGAAGACAAUGUUGAGAAACUCACCCUCUGAGAAUGAGACACUCAGUGUUUUGAGGGUAGAUCCUUGCGAAAAGGAUCAUGAUGAAUUACACUCACUGACCCUUGAAACCUGGUUGAACCAGACUGAUGUUACCUCAGACUUCUUGAUGGCCAACCAUGAGAUUUUGUGCAGUGAAGAACAUGAAGCUAUAGUACCUCUUGCACAAUCAACCUCUCUGGGGCAUGAUUUCAGGAAUCCACCAAUUACAGCUCCAAAAGUGGAUUCUAGAGAUUAUGGAGAUGAUGAAGUUCACGAUCAGCCAGAGUUGAAGGAGAAAACUGAGUUCAACCUAUAUUUGAAAAACUCGGUCCAUACAAGAGAGUUCUUAUGCCAAAAUACAGAAGGAACAAAAGGCCAACCAGUUUUUGUAACAGGACAGUGUUAUGUGGCACUGGAUGCAGUUAAACUGUUCUCAAAGCCCUGUUCAGAGUAAUUUAAUGGAGUACCACGUUGGGCAUUGCAGGGAGUUGGACUAGAUAACCCUCGUCUUUUCCAAUUCUACAGUUCUAUGAUUCACUGAAAGAAGCAUGAUGCUGCUGCUGCUGCUGCUGCCUGAGUCAAGGAGAGUGUUGCAGACUUCGUUUAGCUGUGACCAUUAUUUAGGACAUGAAGUUCUCCGUCCUAUUUUCAAUUGGCAUCAGGCAUUUGAUGGCUUUCCAUGGUCCACUGUUCAUUAGCAAAAACGAAGUAGUUGUAAUUCAUAUGGAGGCACUAUAUUUCUCCCCCACACCCUCUACCCAAAGAAAGAGUGAUCAGAGAUGGAGGGGGUGGCGAUCUCUCUGCAUCCCAAACCUCUGUGGCCAUCAGAAUAUGGGGAGAAAGUCAACUGGGAAGCUUUGACACCAGAGGAUUGAAAACAUAUUUUUAAAAAUGCUCACAAUCCUCAAAGUGUUCUAGAAUACCAGUGCACCUUUUAAAAACCCUCUAAUGAUUUUAGUCCUAAUAUUUCAUACCUACCUGGUGAGCAUGGGAGCAUAUACAACUAAGUAAAAAAUAACAUAAGAGAAAAGAAAAGUAAAAGCAUUAAGGACAAAGUUCCUUAGGCAAAAAUCCUAUUCAAGUGACUGAUAUGGUACCUUAUUUGGAUAGAUACCAAAACGUACAUAGUACAAAUAUUCCAUUGUUUCAAUCCACCUUACUGUGGAGUCAUAUGUUACUUGGUUUGCAUAUAGGUAAAUGAAAAAAACAAUUGUUGGUGGUAGGUGUUCCUAAUACAGCAGCAAGGUGCAAGUAGAUGUUGAGUGGGUGAAAUGAGACAGCAUCACAAAUAAACUUCGUAGAUUAUAAUCCCCCACAAUUGCUCUUAGUUGUCCAAACAGAUGCUGAAAUGAUGAGCAAAGGAUGGGACUUGGAAUUUGUUCCAUUGCAUUCCCAUAUCAAGUGAUCACAACUACCAAAGCUGACCACACCAGCCACUUUUAGAGGUUAAGCACAUGGCAUGCAAUCACCUGUGGUGAUGACCUGGGUCCUAGGGAAACCAAAAAGCCUUUUUAUCCACUUAUGCCCUAGCCAGGAGAUCUACAUGCCCUUUCUAGAUGGCAGCCCUGUCGGUAUUCCUAUAUGGUAGAAGUGCUGCUUUUGCCACAAAUUUGCCUAUUCAGACAUUGCAUCUAGACAGGUUGUACCUGUCCCAACUACUCAACGCAGGAAGGUCUGAAUGGGGAUUGUAAGCCUGUUAAACUGUGUAGUCUGAAUUCCUGAUCUGGGGGAGGGCUUUCAUUGCAUUCAGCCUAAGAGGCUUACAAGCCCCGUUUAAAUUGUGUGAAAGUCAGAUGUGGAACUGGCACAGUCCGUCUCUGCUCAUACAGUUAAUGAACACCUUCAAUGGCUUAAGACCCCAGUCUCCAUAUGUCAGUGGAAACAGUAGUGAUGUACACUACAGAUUUAUUGUGAGGACAAACAUCAUAAAUAUUAACAAACAUGGUAUAUAUUAAAAUGCUGCAUAAAUUGCUCAUAUACAAAACAUUGAUACAAGAUACAUGAACAAGAUCAAAUUUGUAAAUAUUGGUGUGAGACUUGUUAUUUAAUGUACCAUCCUACUCUGAGCUGCUGGAAAAAAAUGCUAAUUAAAGCAUUAAAUAGUCUGCUAAAUUCUAGAUGGCUUUGUUAUGUAGUUGCAAGUGACGGGAUAGCAUAUGUUUCAGCCCUGAGUAACAAGUGAGACUGGAGUGAAGUGAAUAGGAGUGGAGUUUAAUCUUUCAAGGACGUCGUGAAACAUUCCAUUUCAUGAACAGAAUGUGAGUAUACUGUGACUAGUUCAGGCAACCAAUGGUAAUAGAAAAAUGCCAGUUUUUCAUAUUAACCUCACUUUUGCCUGAUAACUCCCACAGGGUUUGCCUAUUCCCAACUCUUGUCAUUGCCAAUGUCUGUGCAGUUGUUGACUUUGCAGCUCUAUUGUGAAGCAAGAUAAUACAGUAUAGCAUUAGGACAUAGACUAGUCAUUGCUAGAUUUUUGUGUGGCAGAGUGGGAAAUUGGCUCAGUAAAGCAACAUUAGAGGUUCUACCCAUACCAUACAUUUAAGACAUUCUUAUGCCACCUGAACAGUCAUGGCUUCCCCCAAAGAAACAUGGGAGCUGUCGUUUGCCCUUCACAGAUCUCUUAGUUCCCAAUAUUCUUUGAGAGAAGCCAUGACUAUUCAGAGUAUGGUGUGGAUGUGACAAAUUUCUAUGGACGGUCCUUUUUGUUACGAAAUAAACUAAAAUGGUUCCAGGCCAUCACAUUUGUACUUCUGUGACAUGGGCAUAAUGGCUAGUUGCACUAAAGACACGCAAGUCCUGUGUGACAUCUUAGAGAAUAUUUAAUGUUUUUGUAAACUAUUCCUGUUACUUCCCCCUCUGUGAGCUUCAAGGGAGGAGGACAAUAUAUGUUAGCCAUUCAUCUUCAGAUUGCUUUCCAGACUUUGUCUUUUUCUGGACAACAGGGAAAAGGAAGGUGAUUACUGUAGCUCAGGCUUUCAGAUUCAAGGAAGAGGCACAGCUUCUCUGCAAGUCUUGAGGAACCUCUUCAGUAUCUCUGGUAAGUCAAGCUAUGUUGUUAAGACUUGUACAGGCUGUUUUCUGAAUCACACUUGACCACUGAACCAUCCUAGUUCUUACAAGAUGGUAGAAUACAAAUAGUCCUGCACAAAGGAGAUGGACUUGUGAAGGGGCAAGGGUUCUCUGACCUAGUGGCCUCUAGGGCAGAGAUAGCCAACCUUACAAGUGUUGUAGUUCACAACUUCCAUCUCUUAACUCUUGGCCAUCCUGGCUGGGUUGAGGAGUCGUCCACAACAGCAGGAGAGCAUCAUGUUGGCUACCUUGCAUGCCAUCCUAUGUUUCCCCCAUACUUUUAAUAACUGGACCAGUUUCCUUUUUCUGGAUUAAAAUUUGAGGUAGCCUUCACACUCAUGAGUUUCUUAAUCAGUAAACAAUGCCUGUGCUACAGAUUCUAACUCAGCUGUAGCACAGACCACCUCAGUGAAGCCCACUGCAUCCUUGUUCUCUCCAGUUGGUGUUGCUACCCAUAUAGUGGCAGAGAAGGGAUCAAUGCUUUAAAUGUCAGCCUGCUUUAAUGGGCAGAGGUGGCUGCAUCAAACAGGUGAGACUUUUCCAAAAUAUUUCUCUUCCAGCACAGCAGUAUAUAUGGACCUACAGUUUUGUAGCCACUGCACUAAUGAAUAUAAUGUAACAAAACAAACACAAAGCAAAACACUGCUGGGAAAUACUGAGAAACAAAAAGACAACUUUUAAUUAUGACUUCAUAGUCUUAUGCAGCUAGAAAAGCAACAUACACAUACAACAUAUGGUACUCCAAAAACACUGACGGCUACACAAAUAGAUAUGUUAACAAUAGUUUGCACAACAGUGAGGAUGACAAACAUGCAUCUAUAUAGAGAUGAGAAUGGGUAUCAGAAGUUCUUAUAUAAGGGAUGGCCAAGGGCUUGUUUAUGCUAGCAGUUGACUGUAUGUCAGUGCUUAGUUGGGAGCUGAAUUGACUGUCAGUUGACCUGAAACAACUGCCCAAGAAAUUCUGGGAAUUGCUCCAGGCAUGCCUGAAAGAUGUUUGCACAGCUUUCCUUUUUUUUAGUGGAAGGUUGUCUUCACUAAAGUGUGACCUAUUGAAGUUGAGUGGCUGCAACUUCAAGACCGUGCCUUAUCUUUGAGAUUUUAUCUUGCAUUUGUAUGGUCUUGGUUGAAACAGGUCACACCUAGCCAAGCCAGACAGAAAGUAGGCAGUACAUCUUAGUUAAUUGCCCCAGACAAGAACCUUCCUCCUAGAGUACAUAGAUUAGUCAUGUGAAUGAUUGUAAAUGGUUGUAUCAAGCUGCAGCAUAGACAGGUCCCGAUGAAAAAUUAAGCACUGUGUGCAUUACUGUGAGUUGACAAUCAAAAGGUGUUUAUGAACCUUUACCAGAUAUAUGUCUGGAGCAGUAAGCUACAAUACUGAUGUUCAGCAUCAAAUUUUCACAGCUGUUUUGAAAUCAAAUGAGGUUUCCAACUUUUCUGCAGACUUAAAAGACAAAGUUCUCCAGCAAACAUUCCACCCAUCAGUCAGAACAGAGCAUGGUAUAUCUCCAUACAUUUUGUUGGUCCAUCACUUUAGCUAACAAGCAACAUAAGGAGGCAGUAUUGGGUGAGAAAGAGACAUGGGUAGCAUAUUACAUAGGAUGGAAUGCAUGUAUCAGCAUAAACUGUUAAUGUAUUCGUACUAUCCCUGCAACCAGCCUAUGUACAAAUGCUAUACAGAGUUAGGGAAUGCAUUGCUCCAGAACAUCUGAACUCAGAGCUUGUAUGAAGGUCUUUGUUGUUUCACUCCACUGACACCAAAUGCAAGCAAGGCACCCAUGUGCAAGUCCUACUGAACUCAGCCUUAAUUCUGAGUAUUUAAGAACAGAAUCUGGUUUAAAUCCAUGCAUGAUAAAGUAAACCACAGUGUUUAAUUAUAAGUCACACUUAAUGCCACAUUAGUUUGAAUUUUAUGAACAAAAUUACAUGUAUGUAGAAUUUUAUUACAUAACAAUUCUAUCUCUCACAAAGGAAUGGGUAAUACUUAACCUUAAAAAAGGUUUACAUUUUUAUUUCAGCUUGCUUCAGAACUCUGAAACAGGUGUUCAGGUUUUUUUGGUUUUGUAUUUUUUGAAAGCAGUGCUUUAAGGUCAAUUUCUGCAGUGUGGCUUUCUCAAUACAGAAAAUAAGCAUGUCACAUGUGAAAUCUCCCCCACAAAGAUACAUAUAUAGAGCAUGUAAAUAACCUUUUACCUUACAUUGCCUGUUAACUGGAUUCAGGCAAUUUAGUGUUGACAUGCCUGAGGAAGAUGUUAGGUGAUAUUUUUUAAUGUCACAAAUCAGCUUUUGAUGUGGCCAAAUGAAGCAAAAUCUCAAAACCCUCUUUUCAACAUUAUAAUGGUGUAUUAAAUAAUACACAAAGGCAGGAGUAAACUGAAUUGAGGGGGCUUCCUCUUCCCAAGAGUUCAUCUUGCCUUCAACCAGCAGGUGGAACUAAAGCCCAACUUUCACAGGCAAUGGGCGAUUGGACAUUUCCUCUCUGCACACCAGAAAAGCUUCAGAAGUUAAAUUCCACUGGUUUCAAUGGAACUAGGAAGUGUGCAUAGGAUUGCAAACUUAAGGCUAGAAUUCUGUACUCUUAUUUCAUACACACCUGGGAGCUUGCUCCAUUGAACUCUGGGACUUAUUUUUAAGUAGACAUGUAUAAGAUUGCACUGUUAGCGGCAUUGAUUUGAUUGAGACAGCCCCUCCCAAAUAAAUGUCAAGACAAUACUCUGUGUUCUGCAUAACAAAUCACUAAGAGGGAUUGCGCAUUUAGAGUACCAGAGAAGGAAAACAAUUUAUAGCUUGCCUUUCUUUCAUUAUGGAACCCAAGGCAAGGCAUAAAUGACUCUUAGGUAGUCCCCAUUCAGGACAGACCAGACCUAAACCUACUAAGCUUUAGCAAGGUAUAGUUCCAUGUUGUCUCAUACCAUACCCUGUGACAAACUUUUGAAAAUGCUCAAUAAAACUUUUCAUGAGUACUUCCACUGAAGAUCCAUUUUUAAAAUUUAUUUUAAAAUAUUUUUAAAUUUUGGUGAGGUAAGCUUGCUAAACAAGGAAAGGCGAGUCUAAGCUUCAAACAACGUGUUUUAAACUAUAUUUAACUGUAAUGAAGUAAGGUGAUUGUAGAACUAAAUUGUCUGUGUUGGAGACUAACAUGAAGACAGACAGCUCAAGCAUUAAAAUGGGAUUCUGACACUUGUGAUACCAUAUAAGAAGAAUGUAUUAUGGUCACAACAGACUGCUUUUGCCACUGAGAAACUUACAUUUAUUUUACCGGGGUCUGUAUAGGACAAGUUCAAAAAGCACAAUGGGGCUUACUCCCAGGUAAGGUGUUAGGAUUGCAGGUUUAGUUAAGCACCCAGAACACUAUUCACAGUGUAAACUUUGCUUUCCCCCAAAAUAAAUCUUGGGAAGAUUUGUUUCUGAAAAAUAGAAAAAUCACAAUAAACUAUGGACUGAAUAUUGUUGGCAUUCAUUACAUUUUUAGAGCACUGGAUGAAGUAUAACUGACGGCAUCAUAAAAGUGGCAUUAAGGAGCCAUGCACUACAAGCAGGUGAAGAGUAAAUCUAUUAGCUCAACAUAAAAAACAAUUCUGGGGUGGUCAUGGCACAAACUCAUUAUUAUAAUUUAUGAACUCCAAGAACAUUGCUGUAAUCAGAAUUGUUUUUAUAGAAGAAACCCUUAAAACAUUAAACUGUGUUUUACAGCUAUUCAUUCUUAAGAGAUUGGCUGGCUGAUCUUCAUAGCCACCAAUUACAGUGCAAGAGCUUACAAAGUAAAAGCCACUGAGAUUUCAAAACACAAUCACUACCAUAGUUAAAUUGUUGAGGAAGAAUCAAAUUAAGCUUUAUUUCCUGUUAAAACAAUUGUAGUGCUUUUGGAUUGCUUCAAAAAUCAGUCUCAACUUAAUGAUUUUAUAUUAAAUACAAAUAGAAUCUGCAAGAAAUGUUUCUAGAUUUAUUCACUGGCGAAAGAGAAAACCCUCCAUGCAGAGUGCCAAUAUUGCAGUUCUUCAAGAUGUCUUUGUGGGUCCGCCAUGGCUAUGUAGUUUUCUUCUUCUGUUCUACAAAUUAAUAAUGGCAGCAGGGAAUACUAGAACCUGGCAUUGGCAGUCAGAAAGAGCAGUGGAUUUUCCCCCUUAAAAACACACUUACUAUAUAACUUCAUUAUCUAUUAUUAAAUAUGUUUACUUCACCCAAGUCUAUCCUGAUAAAAAGCAAAAAAGUGCACUUAUAAGUGCACAGGUUAUGAGUUCUAAAAGUGUUUAAACGGCAGUAGAUUUGGCUCAAUUUGCAAGACAGGAAGGGUAUGAAAUACUGGCAUUUGACGUUAAUAGUAUUUUGAUAGUCAUGAUUCAUGUAAAUAUCUCACUCCACUGGCUUGUAGUUCUUGACUGGCAAGGAGGGCACAUUUCCAAACAAAAUGUUUCUGGUCCAUUAAUCUGGGAAUAUUAGAUGCCAUUCUAAUAUUUUGAUUCUGCCAUAAGUUUGGCCACAGAUUUGGUCUCCAGAUUAUUUUUAAAGCACAGUUGUUCCAAUAUAAAACACUGUACUUUUACAUAGCUGACAACAAAGUUGAUGAAAAGAGCACAUUUCAUAAUAUAAUACACUAAUCUCUUCAUCCUGUAAGAAGGUAUUCACAGUCAGUCUCCAUCUCUAUGCCGUUACCUCUAGCAAAACGAGGUGUGUUCCAUUUUAAUUUAAAAGAAGUGUGAUGCCCCAGAAGAAAACUGAAUGGCAACUAAUUUGCCUGAAAAGUUGAGUGACAUGUAGUGCUUGAAGGAAUAUUUCUGCAAGAACGGGUGGAAACUUCCAACUUAAAUCAAAGUCCGCAAACCCAUGUUGUCCACGUUUUCUUCCAUAAAUGAACCUGAAUUGUUCAGCAGAAGCAAGAUUAAAAAAAACAGUUUAACUUAUCAGAACCAAUAAUGUAACAGUGUCUACUGGUGGCAGUGUCUCCUCACUGGGGCAUAUAACCACCCUGCUUUACGGUCUGUGGUAAGUAACACUUUGGGACCUCAUCCUCUGUCACUGCAUUUGUUCUCAUUGUUUCAAACUCUGCAGCUAGUCCUUUGGGGCUUGGGUGGAAAGCACCUGCUAAGGCAACCUCAUGUUCAUCUGGGCCAGAGCUACACAUUUGCAAAGUCUGAGGUCCAGCAGCAUCUUCCUCAUUUAUUGGAGAAAUCUGUUUUGCCCCAUCCAAAUGAGGCUCAUCCAUGACUGUAUCAUCGUUAUUACAAUUCUGUUUGAAAUAGCGAUGCCUUGGUGUCGAGUUGUCGCUUCCCAGCACUGGCGGAUCUUCGAGCCUCUCCUCUGAGUCUAGUAGAGGUUGCGUUGACUCAGACCUUGAAAAGACUUGGACUGAAGGUAUCUGGUCCCGGUAGCCAUUGGGUACAACAGUUGAAUACUGCACAGUGCUGGAAGUAUUUUGAGCAGGUUCGCCUUCAUCGCUGUCAGAAACGCUUUGUCGAGGAGAAGACAUGCAGGAUGACCCCCCUAUACCACUGCUGUGCCCUUCUGAGGCAUUUUUCUCCUUUCUAAGCAAGUCAAAAGGCUUAGGAUCCUGUUCAGAAAAUGACUUCUUGUCAAUUUCAACCACACUGACAUCAGUAAAGCUGCCUUCUGGAUAUAUUUGAUCUUUGGAAUGAUGAAAAUGCUAAGGAAAAAACCAUAGAUUUAAUUAAUGCUACCUUUAAAUGAUGCAACUUGAUUAACUAUGUUCAGGAUCUAGAUUAUGCUGUUGUUAGCAUGCACUCAAAAAGCCUUCUAGGACUUAUAGCUACUUGAACAGCGAGUUAGUGCAGCUCCAAUUCAGUCUUUUGGCUUUAACGCCCUCUCGCCUAAAUACUGAAUUAUUCAAAGUUCACAACAGUGCUACUGCCGUAUUUGCAUUAUUCCCCAAACAUGGUUCAAAAAGUUUCUGUAUAUAAAAUUGGAUUCUCUCCAGGAUAGCAAAUUAAUUAUUUCUACUUAACGGAUUAAAAAUAUUAAGUUUCUUCCAUGUUUACGGAUUCAAAAAUGCAACAAUAAUUCCCUCCUUCACAACUUUUCAAAUGAGAAGUGCUGGACCUUGCAUCUAACUGGGUAUUUCUUUUUAUUUUUCAUCUUUAAAUCUCAAUACAUGAGAGUUUGUUGUAGCAAUCUCCAUGUUCCCUAAAGGAGUAGACAGAUUUCAAGCCUGCAGGAUCUUUGUUUUUUUCUCAGACCCCACAGAUCCACCAGCUGGAGCCAAGCACAAUUCAGUUGAUUAGAAAGAGGGGCAGAGGUGUUCUUAGAAUUGAAGACGAGAGCACCUCUGAGUGCCUCUCAGCCCAGCAAUUUGUUUUCAUUACCAGAAAUGAGCUCUCUAUUCCAAAUCCCCCCCAAGCUUUAUUUCAGCAGUGUUAUCCAAAGGAAAAAGUUGCUUUCUGAUCUCCAGCUGUUUGCAGCAACAUCAGUAAUCUACUAAAAACCAUCCAAAGAUCUACCUGAAAUUUGUUAUCUAUCUUCUGUUCACCUCUGCCCUAAAGGCAUUCAUAUUUAUUAUUUCAAUGGUGCAAGAGUGCACCUGGCGGUGAACACUCGUUCUGGGCCUAAUAUCGGAAAUGCCCUUUCCUUCAGUGUCAAGUUAUUAUUCCCCUUCUUUCUGUACUUGUGGCAGAGGUCAAGUGCCAAGAAGCAACUCUCCACUCAAGAUUUUCCCUUGCAAUACAACACUUUUCAGCUACUAAUUUCUGGAGCAAUUUGUAACAUCUCUACACUGUUCUGAAGACUCAGUUUCGGUUUCUGUUAAUGCAAGUCCUGUUUUUAAACACAAAGUCACAGUUACUGUUGGACUAUGAAGAAUUUUUGUGGCAGGGAUACUCAUAUCCCAAGAAUGGAUGCUAUUAAAUUCCACAAUAAAAUAUUUUAUUUCUAGCCUGUUUUCACUUCCCAACCAUUACUAUCCUUUUACAUCCUACUGCCACAUUAGUGGUUUAACUAUGGAAAGGCAGCAUACAAAUAAACAAUGAUGAGGACGACAAAUUACUUCAGAAUAGUCUGUUUUUGUUCUUACCUUUGAUGGUGUUUGUGGUGACCACUGGGCAAUAACACUCUUAGAAGGAUCAGGCACGUUAGGCCAGAUGUGCUUCUUGAUGCUGGCAAAGGAUCAAGAGAAAAGUCAUUGCAUUGCAAGUGCCUACUGAUAAACUUACACCAAUGUUAAGCUCCAACUUUCAGAUUCUCAAUGUUAUGAUUUUUGAGUUCUGUAUAUAGGUGAACAGGGAUCCUGUGGUCUUGGCCACACCUUGUGAAUAGGGGAAAAUAUUAUGCAGACAGAAGAUGUUUCAAGUAUUCUAGGUCUGAUGCUAGAUCUGGAAAACCACUGACAGCCUCUUUCCCCUUCACAGUGAGGGCAGCUCUGACUGAGAAAAGGAGGCCAGGAGAGACUUGCACUGGGCCAGGUUGGAAUGUUUUCCUUACUUAGCAUCACUAUGGCUGUAAAAGGAAGGGGCAAUAAGGCCCAGAAACUACAAAAGUCUGUUUUCUUUCUUUCUAAACAAAUGCAUACAAUCCAUGACACAACCAAGAAUGUUCUGUUCCACACCCCAGCCAGAUGCACUGCUCCAUGUGCCAUCUCUAUAGGAGACAUGGCUGGCUAGGAUAUGGAACGGCCUUUGCUGCUGCGGCACCCUAGCUGUGGAACAUUCCCUUAAAAGGAGAUAAUUGUACUCCCCCACUCCAACAAUGUUUAGGCAGGUGGGUUAAAACUAAAGGAUUCUGACUUGCUUUAAUUCCAACCAGGUUGUGAAUCUGCUCAUCAUCUGUUUUAACACUAUGAACUGUCUUGAGGGUACUUUCAAGAGCUGAAAGGUAAUAUGUAAAUUAUUACACACACAUACACCAACUAAAAUAUGAGAAGUUUUAUAAAUUCUUUCUGUAGGAUUACAAAAAGCAGGGGUGGGAAAUGUCAGGCCCAGGGCCUGAAUGUGAACAUGGGACCCACCCCAAGCUAUACCCCUUUCCCUGACCCUGUGUUCUCUACUGCUGUUGCCUGGCUGGUACAUGCCCUUGAAUUGUGAUAGUUGCCCUUGCUUGCCUGGAUGGAGAGAUAUGAGUGUAUGCAGUGUGGCCUAUUAUCCAAAGAACAAUAUCUGUUUCUCUGGCAUUUUGUAUCCACCAGUGUCAAGCAGCAGCCCCUCCCUGCCUCAAGACUGCCCAUGAGGAAAUGCAGCCCUGGGCUUGAAAGGAAAAAAAAACCCAAUCAGAGCAAACUCAGGACUUUUGCCUAAUACCUCUUUCAGUGUUAAUGCAGCAUAUUAUCCAUGCAAUGUACUGAAAUAAGGGUGCUUACCUAUCUCGUUUGUUGAAGCAAAAUAAUACACCUAAAAGAGUAAAUAGCAGGAUUGCUAGGCACACAGGGACAACAAUUGCUUCAAUUUCUCCUUCCGCUAAAAGGUAAAAGACAAAAUGUUAGAUGUUUUUAAUAUCUCCCUAAAAAUGCUGUGCUUAGUACAAUCAUAUUUUAAAAACAUGAAAUCCAUUAGUAUAAAGUAAGUCUUUCAGAAUCUGAUCCUAGUCUUCUUUGCUUGAGAAAAAAAAAAGUUUAAAUGAUUUAGAUGAGGUUUAAGGCAUAAUAAGCAAAUUCUUCUAUUUUGUUACACUUUUGCCCUACUUAAAAAUAAAUAAUAAGGCAAAGCCUAAGGUGACUAACAAUAAAAUCCAGAAUAAAAAGUAACUGAUCCACACAAAAUAAGCAGUAAUACAAUUCCAAUAUCAAAAGGAAGGAAGAGCAGAUUUAAAACGUAAGAAAGGACAACUAGUUGAGAACAUAAAUUACAGCAAUAUGGCAGAACAAAUCCACCCUGGCAGGCCAAAUGCCCACUUACAUAAGGGCUUUGCCUGCCAGCAGAAGGCCAUCAACAAGGGGGCUAGGUCUAUGAGCCUCCGCUGUAAGGAGUUUCAAAGCCCGGAUACAGCCACUCAAAAGACCCUCUCUUAAGUAUGUGAAGAUAAUGUAAAAAGGUAUCUCUAGGUAAUAUGCAGAGGUGAGAAAACAUGUGGUAAUAUUGACCCAUCUUAAUUCAUGUUUUCAGUGAGUGUCCAUCCAACCUGUGUGGUGUGAUGCCAUCUAGUGUCCAAAGACAGGGAAUGCACUCAGUCAAUGCACAGGUAUGCACAGGUAUUCUAUUCCUUCCAGUUAUUUUAAGCGGAUGCUUUGACUUCAAAUGCCAUUUCUGUCAUUGGGCACUAGAUGGCAUCACAUGAUGGAUGGACCCAAGCCACCUUUCAAAUGAGACCAAUGGUUGCUUUUGAUAAUCAAGUGAGGGUUAUCAAGUGUGGAAUACAGUCCCAGAGUACUACUUAAGGUUAAACUAUGAAACUAGACAUGUGGCACUACCAACGCAUACUAGGUCCCGAGCAGUUCAACAAUUAAACAUAUUAAACAUUUUAUGUAAGAACUUACCAAAUUUCUUUGUAGUAAAUGUAAAAGCAGGACCCCUUUUCCCUCCAUUUUUUGUGUAUGCUGCUACCUGCACCAUGUAUAAAGUGUCACUUGAUAAGGACGACAGUGGGUACUCCGUUUUAGAAGGGUCCACAAACACAACUGGAAAUAAAAAUCACCCAUUUGAUAUGCGUUAUAUAAAACAGUACAGCUCUUGUAUUAACACUAUACAAGCAAAACCAGUUUUACCCAUGACUUAUAAUUUUCACGAUUCAAAUAAAAAGAAGAUGUGAAGACUGUACUUCAACUUGCAUGCCUGGUAAAUAAAACUCUUCUAUAACACCCCUACCACCAAAUAAGCAGUACUUGUUUCAAGUUCAAUUCUCUACUAGAAAAGAAGUGAAAGUGUAAAUAGAGAUCUUGUUAGAAGUUUGUGACCUUAAUUUAAAUAAAUUUAAAAUUUAAAGGAAGUGUAAAAUAACGUAUGUUUCAUUUUCUUUAAGAUUAAACUUCAAAAGUGUUUUUAAAUAAAAAUAUUUAACACAGCAAUAAUGAAGUUUGCUAUAAGAGCACUGGUGCUACAAAACACUAAGCUAUGACUUAGUGUUAUGUGAGCAGAAGCAAGUUUCAGCCUCAUGUACUCCCCGCCCCCUUCCUUCUCCAGGCAUGACUACGACAGGACCGGAAACAUCCCCUCCAGUUUUGUUUUUUUUAAACUAACCAGAAUAUCAUUAGACCUGAACUGCUGAAACUCUUGUUAGUUAAACUAUAGUAACCAAGAUCAGGAACCACAAUUUGAUCUUGGUUUGUUUUUAACAAAUUAUAUGUUAAACCAACCAGUAUUUCCGUGGUUUAGAAACAAUGAUAAACUCAAGUUUCUUUAAAACAAGUGAAGUGCUUUCAAUCCCUUUGCAGUCAACACUGGAGAAGAGGAGAGCGAUCACCCAUGGCUUGCUUCUGUUUCUGCUUCUCCAUGUUGUGCAAAACCAUGGUUUAAUGUUACUUCUGAAGCAGGCCACAAUCUCCCCUUUCUUUCUGCAUGUGUGGAGAAACCCUCCUCUCUAUCAAAUGAAAAGGUUUGAAGAAACUCCAAUGCAUAAAUCUAUGAAAAAGUAUUUGCUGAGAUACCUUACUAUCUUGGCAAACGAGCAUGCUCUCCAUUUAUCUUUUGGGGCUGUGGUAGGGCACAUGGGAGGAGGUAAGAUAUUUAGAUUAUGCCACUCAUUAGUCAAAAUGAGCAUCUGGUGCUGUGUACAAAAGGCUGUAGAAAAGUCAGCAAACACUCAGAUGCUUUAAUGCCUAAUGACUUUCCAGUGACCCACUAUUCAAGAGGUAUCCUCUGCAUUCUACAUCAGCUGCAACCUCCAGAUCAUCAAAACAAACUCACAUAGAGCAUAUUAUGCUUGUCAGGAUAUGAAAGCUUGAAGAGCUUUUUAUAUAUUUCACGGAAGUUGUAAAAGGCUAAAUGCCACACCAAAGAGAGCCGACUCAGUAAUUGGAAGGAAGUGAGCUUAAUUUAUGACUGAAAGUUCCUAUAGAUCACAGUCAAAAGGAAUGAUUUUAUAAAAGAAAAGAAAAAAAUUGUUCCUAGAAAUAUGAGCCAGCAAAAAACAUAAGCAUAAUGAGGUAUAGCAAUUACUACACUUGUGCCACAUCACUAUAAAUUAUGAUGCUGCUGCAGACAUAAAUGAUAACUUAAAAUGUCUGGAGUUUGGGUAGAGAAAAAGGCAAAAAUAAAGCUUAAAAUAUAUUUAGAAAAAGUAAUCUCAGUCGAAUCAUAUAUUUAAACAUAAUAAGCAAAACUCAAUUACCUGUUUCAUUUCCAGUAGCUGUUCUGUAAAUUAUAUUGUAGUAUUUGAUAAAUCCAUUCUGUUCUUCUACUGAAAGAGGUUCCCAUUCAAUAAGGGCAUCAGUUUUUCCAACUUUUGCUGUCCGAACAGUGGGACCUAUGGCAGGUGCUAUUAGUGGAAAAUAUUUAAAAAUUAAUUCUGAAGAGCAAAUUCUAGAUAACUGCAUAUAGUAAGUUUGUUAUAUUAAAAUGCCAUUUUAUCUGUUUUAAUAUGGAACAAGCCUGAAGGUAUACUGGUAAAUGACAUACUAUGUCUGAUUGUAUUGUAAGAAAAGAAGAACCUUUAAUUUUCAAAGUCUGUAUUUUGUUGAGAUUUCUAAGAAAUUAUUAUAAUAACGAAGACAACAAGGUUUGCAUAAUAAGAGCCUGUAUAUUAAUAACUAUGUACAGAGAAUAAAAAGUAAAAAGUAAAAAAACCUCCACAUUUAAAAAGUAUAGGCCAUUUAUCACAGAUUUUCAUAAAUAUUUCCAGAGCAAAGGAGAGAGGAGCACAUGAGUAAACACUAGAUUACUAGUCACGUCAGAAGAAAGCUAAAGACUCUGGAGGUUUCUUUCUUUACUUAUCACAUUAAAAAUAGAAACCAUAUGACCACAUGAAUCUGGUUUGGCCAACCCUUAAGCUAGCUGCACAAUGUGAGUUAAUUUCUCAGAAAACACCAUCUGCCCAAUGCAGUCAUGCCACCUAUUGAUGGAGAAGUUCGAAGACGUUUUUGGCUACUGUCAUGCAAGAGAAAUUCUGGUGCUUUAAACGUACCAUCUUCUUCAAGGUAUGCUUGUAUUGAUCUUUCUUCUCCUUGACCAUUUGAAUAUAAUGGAUACACACUUAUUUUAUAGCUUUUCCGUGGCUUUAUGCCUCCUAAGGAAAUAAUUUUAAAAAUCAGAUUUGCAUAUUCACAUAUAUAUAGAUCCACUGACAUUUCCAUUUUGAACACUAGUUCAUCAAUUUCCUUUAAUCAAAUCCCUUCAUUUACACUCCAGCAGCCUUUUCAGCUGAAGAGUGGGGUACAAAUACUCUUAAAUACCUGGAAAGUCAGCUGAACAGCCUAGAAGUUAUUCUAAAAUACAUCUGAAUGAAUCUUGGAUGCUAUAUAGGACAUGCUGGCAAGUGAUUGUGCAAAUGUUUCAUACUUAUUCUCUAUCUGAAAUGUCUAAAAGGGAACUUUUGCAGUUGCGAUGACCAAGCUAUCCAUGGGUGGGGACAGAACAGCAUUCUCCAUGAAAAUCUGUGAAGUUACCUAGUAAAUGCAGUGUCAGAGAGUUUCUUAACUAUACUGGAAAACUGUAAUCCUGAAGAAGCUAAACAUACUCCUGGCAUAGCUGUGACACCCAAGGUCUGUUUUCCCAUCUGUUGUUAGUGUAGCUACUGAGCUCUGUUGUCUCUCUUGCAGGCUUCAAUAUGUUCCCUUGACACAAAAGGGAUGAGAAGCAGGAUCACCUCUGGACUAUGAUGAAAGGGAGACUGAUUUUAUUCAGAGCUCAGUCAUUGGCAAAGAAGGGCACACAUACUGAUAGACUUCACAAAAGGGCAAAACUGGCAUGCUGUAACAUUGAAUCAAUCUCUCUCAACCUAUAAAAAGUGCCCUAAAGGAAUUCCUCCCCAUGUGUGACAGGAGCUUAGAGACUCACUAAAAAUAUCAGAUAUUAUAGACAUAUUUAUAUUUCUUUUAUAUUUAAAAAGAUGUCAAAUUACAAGUGCCUUUUUAUCUAAAAAAAACCACAAAAUCACAUUUCUGUAAGGUAUAAAAAAUGUUUGUGUAAUCAAUAAAUAUCGAAGAGUUUAUAAAUAUUGAGAGUUACCUCUUAAAAAUGUGCGAUUUUUCAUUCCAGACUCCUGUUGCCAUUCACUAGCACAUGUCAAAUUGUCACACUCUUCAUACCAUUCAAUUAUGUAUCUAUUAACAUCAGUUUUAGGAACUGUCCACUCUACCCAGAGCUUGCCAUCUUUAGGAAAUGCUGUAAGAUUUUUCACUGGAGCUGAAAUGACCAUAAACAUACUGUUAAAUUAGUAUUUUUAUUUCUAAAAGAAUAACAUUUCAAACAUUAAAAAACUAAAAGGGGUUGUUGGAGAGCUGCAAUUAUAUUUCACUUCAACAAAAUGUUAAUAAAGCCUGAGCAGAUGCCGAAGGUCACAGAUCAAACACCUUUCAAGGUAAGUUGUAAUUCAAUCAAGUUUUGACACCCAAAGAGAAUUCAAAUGUUUACAUUUUGAAGCACAUUUAAUAAAGUUUUCAUUUCUCCUUAAUAGCUAUUGUGCUGCAAUGGCUGAAAGCAAAAAAUAAAAAUGACCUAUUAGUGGGCAGGUCCACCACAAUGAGAAACUGCCAUAUAAAUAUAGCAGUAUAUAGUAAGGGAAUAAAAUACGUUUUUAAUAUGUACUUAUUCCUGUUUCAGUUGUUAGGUGGUGCCACGUAUUUCAGAGGAAGUCUUACAGAUACCAGAUAUGUAAUCCCCACUUGUUCCUCUCAGCUAUAGACUUCUGUAGAAUGGGGCUGUAAGUAUUACAACCCAUUUUAAUGUAUUUGUAUGUUAUAGUAUUUUACUUAUCAUAGAGUCAUAAAUUUUAAAGACACGGCAGGGGUCAUCUAGUCCAACCCCCUGCAAUGCAUGAAUCUCAGCUAAAGCAUCCAUGACAGAUGCUUGUAGGAUUAUUGGUUUUAUUUUGUUGCAGGUUAUGACUUCAUAAUAAAUAAUUUGUAUUGGUAUUGUCCACCUGCUUUGCUAAUAGUCCAAUUAGAAUGAAGAUGCCAAGUCUCACAAGCUUGCUUCCAUUUACUAAUGCCUACACUGCCUUAAAUAAGUCAAACGUUUAGAAGCUAUCCUGUAAAGCACCUGGAUCUUAAGUUAAAAGAAAAGAGAUUUGAUGAGGAAGCAGCAGCAUUAUCUGAAGUGACCUUUUGGUUGAAGCUAAGCAGUUCUGGGUAUAGCAAAUACCUAGAUAGCCUGGAACCAUGUACGCCAUUUUGGGUUCCAUGACAGAAGAAAGGUGCAUUAUACAUGUAAUAAAAUAAAAUGAAGUGGACAGAUGCAAUGCUAAUUUGAAAACAAACAGAAACUGAAAGACUGAUAUCCUUCAAUAAGUUUACAUUUGAAAUAUUUCCUCCUCUUGUGGGGAUGCAGUUUACACAUUACAUUAAACCACAGUUAGAAACGAACUAUGAUUUAAUGUGAAUGUGCAACAUGUGGCUAAAAAGUUCUUGCUGUACUUCUCUGGCUUUGUUGUGUCUUCCAAACUCAGGCUUGAGGUUUGUUUCUCCCCUAACAAACCACAAGCAGCAAGCACAAACCUUGGCUGCUGCUCCUGGUUUGUGUAGCAAGAUACAAACCAAGGACCUGGGUUCAGAUGACAUGACAAGCCAAACUUUUUUUGUUCGCCGUGCAGCAGGAGCAAGGAAGGAGUGCAGCACAAACUUUUCAGUAGCAUUCACUUAAGUGUUGUGGUUGACCGUUUAGUUUAAUCUUACAUGCGAUCCUUCUAAUGGGAUGUGUGAAGUAGGCAAAAAAGUGGGAUAUAUACUCAAUGCCAUGUGGGAAAACUUACCUCUUGAGUUAGUUGCUGGGAUCAGCAAAACUGAUGCAGGAGAUUCACCCACACUGUUUGAUGCUUUAAUUCUCACUUCAUAUGUCCCAUUUUCUACAUUUAGAGUCAGCUGUGUGGUGUUCAGACUGUAGAAUUGCUGUUGAAAAUGAAGUGGUGGCUUUCCCAAGAUAGAUACAUCGUAUUUCAAAAUUAUUCCAUUAGCUUCAGAAGGAUUUAACUCCUGUUCAAAAUAGAAAAAGAUCUGUUUUAUUUAACCAUUUAUAUGUGAACAUCUGAGAUUAGCUAAUGAGAGUAAGACCUUUAUGGGUCACUUAAGCCAGAACCAUCUAUUCUGAUGAGCUGCAGCUCACCAAUGUCUAAGGCAGAGCCUUUCUCGGACUUGCUAACCAAGAUCCUAACCAAUAUUGUACAAGGAUCCUUUUUUAUGCAAAGUGUGUCUACUACAGAGCUAUUCAUGAUACCUUUUCCAAAGUCCUACACUGACAUGAUAUUUUACCAUCUGGCCUUGGGCACAAUGCUCCAGCUAACAUCAUUUCAUGCUUCUCAUCCAUUAUGACAGGAACACACUAUCUUGUAACUUGCUGAGAUCAGGCUUACGUGUUAAAGCUUUGUUCCAAGAGAAUAAAUCACUUCACUCAAAAUUAUUUUGCCUCAUAAGCUAAACAUGGACAAUUCUCAAGCAGUAUUUCACAGAACCAUUAUCCAGAAACUACAUCCAUGUGUGCCAUGUUUACGGAGAAGGGCACAUAUAUACCUGUACAACUUGUAGUUUGCAGAAGCAAGGACUAAGAAAGCAUAAGAUCUUCAUCCCUGUUUAUUUUUAAAACGGACAAGUAGCAAAUGUGACAUACAUGAGCCUUUUACUUCAUAAACUACACGUGUGCAUAUCUUACACUUGAGUGCAAUAUAUUGUGAAAGAAACUACCACCUAGAAGAAAGUGUUUACAGUAGUGUUAUAGUAUCAUGAGUUUACAUAUAACAGGAAUUAUGUUUGAGUGCAGAUGACAGAUAUUAGUGAGAACAUGAGGAAAUCAGACAUGCAGUGUAGUAAAUUUGGUACUACUUACCUUCCAGAUCAGCACCAGAGUCCAGUUUUCUGGUGAGUGAACAGGACUAAUCUUCCUCCACAGAUCUGGUCCUUUAGUUGGUUCUGAUAAAGACAAACAUCUCUCUUAAGAAUCAUGUUUAUUUAGCCCACUAUUCAUUUUUCUUUAAUAUAUAUGUAGGGUACUGAAAAAGAUUCAAGCUUAUAUAUAUAUUCACAAGUGCUUUGCUGCAGUAGAUGGAGCAUGAAGAAUAGCAGCAAUCUAGUCAUCCAAUGGUCGGCUGUGACAUACAGCCAGGCAUGUGUCUGCUGGUAUCACCUCCAUGAUUUGGGACAAACAGCCAGGAAAAGUGGCUGGGAGGCUCCUACAGCUUUUCUGAAGUAAGGAUCACAGUUGUGUGAUCUGAAGGAAAGACAGACCCAGGCGGGCUAAAAGGCCCAAACUUUUUACUCACCACCAGUUAGGAAUACAGUGAGGGAAUGGGGAAGAUAAGAAAGCAGGUACAGAAAGUCAUUAUAAUUUUUUUUUAUUUCUAGAAUAGGUUUUUGAGGAAUACAUACAGCACGUUCAUGGAUUUUGAUUUAUCUUGUACUAACUUCCAAUCCAAAUGAGAAGAAGAAGAAGAAGAAGAAGAAGAAGAAGAGUUUGGAUUUGAUAUCCCGCUUUAUCACUACCCAAAGGAGUCUCAAAGCGGCUAACAUUCUCCUUUCCCUUCCUCCCCCACAACAAACACUCUGUGAGGUGAGUGAGGCUGAGAGACUUCAAAGAAGUAUGACCAGCCCAAGGUCACCCAGGGGCUGCAUGUGGAGGAGCGGAGACGUGAACCCGGUUCACCAGAUUACGAGUCUACCGCUCUUAACCACUACACCACACUGGCUCUUAUGAGAAUAAGAGUUGGUGUUUCAAGCAUCAAUAAACAUGUCAAUAGCUUUGGAAACAUGUUCCAAAUCAAACUCUCAAUAUCAACAUGGAAUAAUUGUUUUAUAAACCAUUUUUGUUAGUUCUUAAUCUCUUUUAGGUUUAAACCACAUUUAUAG